This is a messenger RNA of Boleophthalmus pectinirostris (great blue-spotted mudskipper), 6430 nucleotides long. It is a transcript of the gene stk39, whose product is annotated as serine threonine kinase 39. Gene Ontology annotation, molecular function: ATP binding; protein serine/threonine kinase activity. Lineage: Eukaryota; Metazoa; Chordata; Actinopteri; Gobiiformes; Gobiidae. The record is from RefSeq and is a predicted model, not a curated record. The transcript is spliced from 18 exons. The coding region runs from base 158 to 1666 and encodes 502 amino acids. Gene Ontology annotation, biological process: protein phosphorylation.
GGGUUGUUCAGGCGGACAGCGGCAGAGCUGUGCGCCAGUGCUGUGCGCCAGCUGACACUUGUGCUCGGGACUCGGGAGGAGGAGAGGUCACACCGAACAGACUCUCCGCGCCUCCGGCCGCCUCAGGCUGCUCCUCGCUCAGCAGCAUCCCACCAUCAUGGCGGAUCAAGUCGAAUCUCCGGCCGCUGUCCCCCCGCUGACAACCGCCUGGCCCAUCACCAGGGAGUCGUACGAGCUGCAGGAAGUCAUAGGGAGCGGGGCUACAGCUGUGGUGCAGGCUGCCCUCUGUACGCCCAGACAGGAGAGAGUGGCCAUCAAGAGGAUCAACCUGGAGAAGUGCCAGACCAGCAUGGACGAGCUGCUGAAAGAAAUCCAAGCUAUGAGCCAAUGCAGUCACCGUAAUAUAGUCACGUAUUACACCUCAUUUGUCGUGAAGGAUGAACUUUGGUUAGUUAUGAAACUUCUGAGUGGAGGAUCUAUGUUGGACAUACUCAAGCACAUUAGCAAAAACGAAGAAGGUCCAAACCGAUCUUUAGACGAGCCCAUUAUCGCCACAAUAUUAAAAGAAAUUCUUGAAGCCCUGGAUUACUUGCACAGAAACGGACAGAUCCACAGAGAUGUCAAAGCAGGAAACAUUCUACUCGGCGAGGACGGGUCUGUUCAGAUAGCAGAUUUUGGUGUCAGUGCAUUCUUAGCUGCAGGGGGAGAUAUGACAAGACAUAAAGUUAGAAAGACAUUUGUGGGCACGCCGUGUUGGAUGGCACCUGAGGUCAUGGAGCAGGUACGAGGCUAUGAUUUUAAAGCCGACAUUUGGAGUUUUGGAAUCACGGCCAUAGAGUUAGCGACAGGUUCUGCGCCCUAUCACCGCUACCCACCCAUGAAGGUUCUAAUGCUGACGCUCCAGAAUGACCCUCCCACUCUAGAGACGGGGGUGGAGGACAAAGAGCUGGUGAAGAAGUACGGCAAAUCCUUUAGGAAACUUAUCUCCAUGUGCCUUCAGAAGGAUCCUGCCAAAAGGCCCACAUCUGCAGAGCUUCUCAAGUGUAAAUUCUUCCAAAAGGCCAAGAACAAAGAAUAUCUGGUGGAGAAGCUUUUGAGUCGCGCACCAAAGAUUUCGCAGAGGUCUAAGAAGGUGAGGAGGGUCCCUGGCUCCAGCGGACACCUGCACAAGACGGAGGACGGGGACUGGGAGUGGAGCGAUGACGAGCUGGACGAGCGCAGCGAGGAGGGGAAGGCCGCCGUCAACCAGGGACGAUCACGAAGGGUCAGAGAGGAAGCCAAAGACAAUGAGGAGAAUGCAAACAGUGUUCCCAUCGAAGGCUUGUCUCUGCAGCAUCCCCAGGUAGAACCGUACGACAACGCAGCCAACAACCAAGGAGCUCUCAACAUGGUCCUCCGGCUAAGGAACUCCAAAAAGGAACUGAAUGACAUCCGUUUUGAGUUCACGCCGGGGCGAGACACAGCAGAGGGCGUUUCACAGGAGCUGGUGUCUGCAGGCCUGGUCAAUGGGCAAGACGUGUUAGUAGUUGCUUCUAACCUUCAGAGGAUUGUGGACGACCCGGCUACCUACAGAGUGUUGACCUUUAAACUGGCGUCAGGCUGCGAUGACACGGAGACUCCAGACGAGGUCAAGCUGAUUGGUUUUGCCCAGCUCAGUGUUAGCUGAUGGCCGCUGGACUCUCGGAGCAGGUGGGGCCCAGAGACCACAGCGACCACAGCGACGACCACAGCGACGACCACAGCGACGACCACAGCGACAACGACCACAGCGACCACAGCGACCAGGGCAGAGGGACAUUCCACCACUGCACCUCCUCCUCAGCUUUAGUCACUCCACAUUUCAGUCAUUCUAGCAACACGAGUGCGGUGGAGUUGUGUAUUUCUCAAAUUCCUCAAAUUUUAAUACCACAAUCAUAAUAAAAACUCUCCUUCUUUAGACAAUAGAGUGUGAUUUUCAACAUAGUAUUUAUAUCUGUGUAAUCCCUCAGUGGUCCAGUAGGCGUUUAUAGUCUAUGUGCUCUUAUACUUGCUCUGAUACAGCUCAAAAUCAUUCUAAAGCGAUUCAUUCUGUCCUGUGAAUGUGACUUUUUUAGUAUCGAUACCUGCUCAACUGAGUAUCUAGUUUUGAUACUAGUUUUAGUACUGAACCUGAUCUGUAUAAAUAAAAUACGAUCAGACAUAAAUAAUAAGACGAUAUAUGAGAUACAGUUAUGAAGUCUGCCCUUGAAAAUCCCUAUAAACAAGAAAUACACAAAUAUACGUGACAUAAAAUAGCAAUUCCCUAAUGGAUAUUGGCUUGGAGCUUCCUGGAAGAGUACUCAGGCUUGGGACUACAUAGUUGUUUUUGUUGAACAUUUCUUUGAGUUAAUGUCAGCACUGCGAGCAAAGUCUUGCCUUUAGUGUAUAAUAAAACAAUUAAAAAUGUUAAAUGACCUCCCCUGGGCUUUGGGCUGGAUUCACAUUCAGUUAUUCCACAUGGCCUCAUGAAUAGACUCUGUGGGGGGAACUAUGAAAAGACACUUUCUGAAUGUAUUUUGUAUUUUAUACUCUGCCCACGAAACAAGCACAACUCAGAACCGAGCUCAAGGCAAAUGUCCGAUUAGUCACUGCUGAGAAUGUCAGAAUUCUCAGAAAUUUAGUUUUUCAGAUUUUAAAAAGCAGAGGUGGGUAGUACUCAGUUACAUUUACUAUAUUUAACUUUAUUAUUAUUUUACUAUAUUAUACUUACUUUGUUUUACUUGUACUUGAGUAAUAUUUUUAUUAAAGUAACAGUACUUUUGAGUAAAAGCUUUUGUGAAAAUCCAAAAAUGACAAAAGCCUCAUUUUGACAUUAUGAAAUUAUUUGAACAUUUAUAUUUCAUGCACCGUUCCUUCGGAUAUGAUUUAGUUUUUCUAAUUUUUGUAUUUGUGUGUAUUAUUUCAUGUUUAAUUCUUUAAUUCUUUAACAUUAAUUUGUAAUUAUAAAACUUAAUACAUUAUUAAAGCCCCAAUAGUUACUCUUUAAGUUCAUCUUAGUAGUGGUAGUAGUUUUCUCAAAACUUUUUUCUCUUACUUUUCUUGGACCAAUUAAAAUUUAUUUUAAACUAAAAGUAUUCUUACUUGAGUACAGUUUUUGGCUACUCUUCCCACCUUGAAAAAGUAAAUGCAAAAGAACUAGAAAAGGUAGAACAAAAUACAUACUUUUAAACAGGCUGUAUUGAUGUGCUGUUAAAAACCAAGGUGUUGUAAUAUUUUUAAAAACUCGUAAACCAUUUGAAAUCUGAUUUUGCUAAAACUUUAUCUAAGUUAAUUGCAAAAGUAAAAGAGGGAGAGUUUACUCGUAAUGAUAAAGUAAACUACAUGUACAAUAUAAACACAACAUAAAUACACAACUCUUACUCCUGAACGUUUUGCUAGAAUGACACAAUAAUCUUCCACUUGCCCCCAAAAGCUGCUCUGCACCAAACCGUCUCCCCCACGCACAGCUCCUAAAUGCCCCUUGACCCUUGACCUUUUCCAACAUUCCACCGCCAGCACACGCCGCGGAUCAGGACGACCCCCCGGAGACUCACUCAGGUGUGAAGGGCCACCGUUCACUCGUAGCUCUUUGAAUGUUGCACCAUUGGAUUUUUGUUACCUCUUCAUAAAACUCAUUAUUUAUUAUUAUUAUUAUUAUUAUUAUCAUGACGAGACACAAAUUUCAUUUUAUUUGACCAGUUUCGGUUUCUCAUUUUGAAUCCGCUUUGACACACGUCUCAUCGAACCCAUUUACUCGCGACGUUUCCCCUGAGGUCACAACGUAAUCUCCGGUAAAUUUGAAACAAAAGCACAUUUAUUACACAAAGAAUGUCUGUAAAAAUAUUAAAUUCUAGCCACAUUUUUUCAAAAGAAGGGAAUUAUUUAUUAUUAUUAGUUUGAAUGUGCAGUCAAAUUGAGACCCGGAAGCUACUGUGUAUAAUUUGCUGCCGUGGACAGUGUUAAAAAUGCUAGAGGUGCCUUGUUAAUUUUUCUGUGCCUAAGAAAGUAGCUAGUGACAAUGUAUGACAAAAAAGCCUAUUGAAAUCCAUGUUAGAAAUGUAUUACCACAGCACUGACACCAUUCAAGUAAUGUAAACAAAGCUACGAUGCACUUUUGGGUUGACGAGCUAAUGCCUUUAGCCUUUAGCCGUUAGCGCAGGUUAGCGUGUAUGCUAAUGUCUUCAGAUGAGCUAAAGUGCGUAUUACAGGUUUCGAUGAUGGUCUAAUUUUGACUUAAGUUGGUUGGAUAAAACUUGUUGUAAAUAUACAUUAUAGUUUCACACGAAUCAAGAAGAAAUUUGUGGGAAAAAUAAGUUGAAAAUGUGUUGAAUAUGACAGAAAGUAAGAGAGAUCAAGAAUUAUGUCCAAAAGUUAAGCGCAGUUUAUACCCAAGAAAUACAUUUUUCUGAUAUUUUAAACAUUAUUUGAGAAAAGUUAAAUAGUUUUCUUAUAUUUUCAUUUGUCAAAUUAUAAUUUCUGUGUACAUUAGGCUACGUUCACACUUGCCCCUAUGCGACCUGUAUCUGAUUUUUUUCAAAUGUGACCCAGGACACUUGGAUAUGUGGUCCUAAAACCUGAUACAUAUCCGAUUUUUUGACAUGCGACUUCAGUCUGAACGGUCAGGUUGCAUUCAUCCAACCUACAUGUCAGGUUCAGAGUCUUGUUAAUGCAGGGAAAGUGAGGUUAGUGAGUUUAUUAAUAUUUGGGGCUGUAUUCAGGCCAAAUUGGAGGGGUCUUAUCGGAACCAGGCAGUUUUUGAAAUGAUUGCCAAAGAAAUGUCCAAGCGUGACUACAGUCUGUCCUGGCUCCAAUGUCAACAGAAAAUAAAGAGCCUGCGAAAGCCAAAUACAAGGAGGCUAAAGACUCAAACAAACGAAGUGACUGUGAUCGUGUAACUUGUCCAUUUUACGAAGAACAGGACCAUAUUUUGGGAGACAAGCCCAGCGUUUAAGUGACUUCCGUAAACACUGAGCACUCUCACUGCAUGUGUGGACACUUUUGGGGCGUUAAAAUUUCGCACUGGAGAUCACAUACAGGUCGCAUUUAAUUUUAAAUGUGAACAACCUCGCAAAAAAAAAAAAAAUCAGAUUUCACAAAAAAAUCCAAAUUGAGGAUAAGUCCUGCAGUCUGAGCAUAGUCUUAGGCUACGUUCAGACUGCAGAUCUUAAUGCUCAAUUUGGAUUUUUUUGUGAAAUCCGAUGUUUUUGCGAGGUCAUUCACAUUUCCAGUUAAAUGUGACUUGUAUGUGAACUACAGUGUGAACUUUAAACAGCCCAAAAGUGUCCCGCAUGUGCACUGGAGGACACGAGGACGUCAACCGCAACAAGCGUGCUCUGUGUUUAUGGAAGUUGUCCAAACAUGGACGCGAGCAUUUAGCACCUGGAGAUUUUAAAGUUCCUCUCGUACCGGAGCCAGAACAUGAACAACUUACUUGUUUUAAGGAGGAGAUUGAGAAGGAGAAGGACGAGGUUUUUGGAAGUGGCGUUUUGUGGGGCAGUCCGUUGAAAUUAACGUGUGGAUGUGGAGACGUAGCCAAGAGUGGUGGGAUAGAGAUGUACUUUGCUUCAGUGACACGGAGUCCAUUAACAAUUUUCGUAUGAUGAGAAGAACGUUUGUGUACAUUUGUCGCUUGUUCAUAAUGUGUAGGUGGGAUGAAUGCGCCUUAGCCGUUCAGACUGAAGUCGCAUGUCAAAAGAUCAGAUAUGUAUCAGUUUUAGGACCACAUAUCCAAGUGUCCUGGGUCGCAUUUGAAAAAAUCGGAUCUGUGUCAUUAAAAGAUCAGAUACAGGAGCAUAGGGGCCAAAAAAUCGGAUUUGGGUCACUUCAGGCUGCAGUGUGAACAUUUUGACGCUACAGCAUGGUUGCUAGGUAACAAUUAUGGAAUUCUCUAGUGCGAUUUCCAACCUGGAAGUAAAAUUUUAAACCUCAAGAAAUGUCAAACUGGGAAAGGAUUUUAAAAGACUUAUUAUUAUUAUUCGUAUUUUUUUAGUAAGUAAAAUGAGUAGUCUAACCUGUCAUAGGCACUUUAAGAUAAUACUCCAUUUAUUUUUCCCGCAGCACACAGAGAACAUAUGUAUUACUACUAUCCUGGAUAACUAAAGGUCAAAUAAAAUAAAAAUGAAUAUUCCUCUGAUAUAACUAUUACUCAACAAACUGUACUGUAUGCCAAUGCAUCUGAAGACACCAAAGGCAACUAUUAAAGUGUGUCAUUGAGCCAUUUUGUUUGUCCCAAAACAAUUUCCGUAGCUCAAGAUUGUUUUAUUGAAGUGAUAUAUAAUAACUUCUGCUAAAUUGUUUAUUUUAUGAAAUAAUUUAUUGUGUUUUCUAUGUACAGUAUGUGUAUCAUUUCAGCGUAUUAUUACCUCUGUCCUCUGUAAUCAGCUGAUGUCAAAUUUCCAACAAAGAGCAACAUAUAAAGAAUUGCUAUUUCAAA